GACACACAGGGACCUCAGAACAAAGAUAAGGCAUUGCCGACACACCAAAGGACGAGCUCCCAGACAGUCAGACAGGGGACCAGAGGCCAGGCAACCAGGCACACGCAGAGGCAGGAAAAUGAGGUGGCUCCUUUUCUACCAUGCCCUGUGCCUCUCCCUGUUGAAGGCUUCUACCCACGUCGUAGAGCUAAAUGACAUGUUUGGCCAGAUCCAAUCACCUGGCUAUCCAGACUCCUAUCCAAGUGAUUCAGAAGUGACUUGGAAUAUCACUGUCCCAGAGGGGUUUCGAAUCAAGCUUUACUUCAUGCACUUCAACUUGGAAUCUUCCUACCUUUGUGAAUACGACUAUGUGAAGGUAGAGGCUGAAGACCAGGUGCUGGCAACUUUCUGUGGCCGGGAGACCACAGAUACAGAGCAGACCCCCGGCCAGGAAGUGGUCCUCUCCCCUAGCUUCUUCAUGUCCGUCACUUUCCGGUCAGAUUUCUCCAAUGAGGAGCGAUUCACUGGCUUUGACGCCCACUACAUGGCUGUGGAUGUGGACGAAUGCAAAGAGAGGGAGGAUGAGGAGUUGUCCUGUGACCACUACUGCCACAACUACAUUGGUGGCUACUACUGUUCCUGUCGGUUUGGCUACAUCCUCCACACAGACAACAGGACCUGCCGAGUGGAGUGCAGUGAUAACCUCUUCACCCAGAUGACUGGCAUGAUCACCAGCCCUGACUACCCUAACCCUUACCCCAAGAGCUCCGAAUGUCUUUACACCAUCAAUCUAGAGGAGGGUUUCAUAAUCAGCCUACAAUUCGAGGACACUUUUGACAUUGAAGAUCAUCCUGAGGUGCCCUGCCCCUAUGACUACAUCAAGAUUAAAGCUGGUCCAAAUGUUUGGGGGCCCUUCUGUGGAGAGAAAGCUCCAGAACUCAUCAAUACCCAGAGCCACAGAGUUCAGAUCAUGUUCCACAGUGACAACUCUGGGGAGAACCAAGGCUGGAGGCUCUCGUACACAGCUUCAGGAAAUGAGUGCCCAAAGCUAAAGCCUCCUGUCCAUGGGAACAUCGAACCUUUGCAAGCCACAUAUUUCUUCAAAGACCAAGUGGUCAUCACCUGUGAUACAGGCUACAAAGUGCUAAAGGAUUCUAUGGUGCUAGACAUAUUGCAGAUGGAAUGUCUGAAGGAUGGGACCUGGAGUCAUGAGAUGCCCAUCUGCGAAACUAUAGACUGUGGAGUCCCAGCAGGGGUGGAACAUGGGAUGAUCACCUUUUCCACAAGCAACAACCUCACCACAUACAAUUCUGAGAUCAGAUAUUCCUGCCAGCAACCUUUUUACAAGAUACUUCAAAAUACCACAGGUGUAUACACCUGUUCUGCUCUUGGGACCUGGAUGAAUGAAGCACUGGGGACAAUUCUUCCCACCUGCCAACCAGUGUGCGGUCAGCCUUCCCGCUCCCUGCCAAACCUAGUCAAACGGAUAAUUGGAGGCCGGAUUGCAGAGCCUGGGCUCUUCCCAUGGCAGGCCCUGAUAGUGGUGGAGGAUACUUCGAGGAUACCAAGUGACAAAUGGUUUGGGAGUGGGGCCCUGCUCUCAGAGUCCUGGAUCCUCACAGCAGCGCAUGUACUACGCUCUCAGCGCAGAGACAACACCGUCAUACCCGUCUCUAAGGAGCACAUCACAGUCUACCUGGGCUUGUACGAUGUACGGGACAAAUCAGGAGCUGUCAACAGGUCAGCUGCUCGCGUGGUACUCUACCCCGACUUCAACAUCCAGAACUACAACCAUGACAUAGCUCUGGUACAGCUGCAAGAGCCUGUGCCUCUGGGACCCCGUGUCAUGCCUGUCUGCCUUCCAAAAUCUGAACCCGAAGGCCUGAUCCCACACAUGCUGGGCCUGGUGGCCGGCUGGGGCAUCUCCAACCCCAAUGUAACCGUGGAUGAUGUGCUGGCUAGUGGCAUGAGAACAUCUACAGACAUCCUGCAGUACGUCAAGUUACCCGUGGUGCCUCACACCGAGUGCAAAGCUAGCUAUGAAUCCCGCUCUGGCAACUACAGUGUCACAGAGAACAUGUUCUGUGCUGGUUACUAUGAAGGUGGUAAGGACACAUGCCUUGGAGAUAGUGGUGGGGCCUUUGUCAUCCUGGAUGAAGUGAACCAGCACUGGGUGGCCCAAGGCCUGGUGUCCUGGGGAGGGCCCGAAGAAUGUGGCAGCAAGCAGGUGUAUGGAGUAUACACAAAGGUCUCUAACUAUGUGGACUGGCUGUGGGAGGAGAUGAACUCCCCACAAGAUGUGGGAGAGCUCCAGGUAGAGCGGUGAGCUGACUAACUUCCUUGGGGCUUACCUGUGCUGGCCAAUCCCAAGUGACACUGCACCACACACUUCCGGCUACACAUUCCAUGUUACUUACUAGACCAAACAGAUGGAAUAUACUGACUGACCUAGCAGGGCAAUCAUGCUCCCGAGACAGCCCCAGGACCCUGGGAGGCAGCACUGUGGUACAGGGGAAAAUACAAGGCAAGACCUGGACCAAGUCCUUUCCCCUUCCUGAGCCACAUUGUCCCAACAACACAGUGGAGGAGCUGAGCUAGAGGGCCUCUAGCUCUACCCAGCACUCUUCUCCAAGACAAGCUUUACCCUGCUGGCCUUUAUUCACUCCUAACCAUUUUUCAAACCCACUGGGGCCACUAUUGGUGUAAGGGAUCUUAGACCUGAUAGGAAAUGAUUCCUUACAUUGAACUGAAGUCUAUAUCCAUAUAUUUUCCCAGCUUUGCUCUUUGGUCUUACACAAUGUUAAGUCCCUCCUCUUAACCAUUCAGCUUAAAGGAAGGAGAUCAGAGGCCCUCUCUCAUGAUAUAACAGACUGGGCCUCUCCACAAAGCUCCUUGCAGUGCAAGUAUUAUCUUUUACAUUCUCCAUUAAAGGAAUUUCAAAGGAAGCUAGAAAAAGGUUUGUGAUGACUGGGGAAGGAGAACAGCAGUGGGUGGCUCUCCAUGCCCCUUGAAUUCGUAUUGCCCGCUGAAAACACAUCACUAGGGCCCAUAUGACACUCUCAAAUACCAGCUGACCCCACAGUGUAUCAACACCUGCCACUUCAAACACAAAGCAACAUUCAAGCUCCGGGAUGCAUCAUCUAAAAAGACUGCAUGUCCAGCCCCACAUAUGGAGACUUAGCUGUUACUUGGGAAACAGUGGGAUCCACAUUGAAUCCCACCAAGAUGGAAGAAAACUAGAAGAAAGAGUUGACUUUGGAUCUUAGAAGGCAAUCAAAUCCUACCAGGCUACUAUAUAACCCUGGGACCUGAGCUCAGUGGAGAAUACACCCAGCAGGAUGGUGAGAAGGGCCACUUCUCUGCAUAACCAUUUUCUUCUCUGAGCCUCAGUUGCCCCAUAAAAGGAAGUCCUGAAACUCACUUCACCAUCUCUCCAGCUCUUGUUGUCAGCAGCCAGUGAUGGCCAGAAGCUUCUCCCAGGCUCUCAUAGGGAGAUUAUAUUCCCAUCUCCUGGGAAUUUCCAUUAGAUAAAGGCAGCUAGAAGAGCCCCCUGAGAGGGAUUCCAAGAGAACAGUAAGGAAAUGUCCGUUAUUUUUUUUCAAUGGAUUCAUCAAAACACACUCCUGUAUCUAUGAAUUGUACAUGUAGAGGAUGCUAUAUUUUGUAUAUUUAAAUACCACAUGCUUCGCUACUGUGUAGGGGGCCUUUGCAUUUUGUUUCUCCUGGG
Messenger RNA from Perognathus longimembris pacificus (Pacific pocket mouse), 3706 nucleotides. RefSeq names its product MBL associated serine protease 1 (gene Masp1). Gene Ontology annotation, biological process: complement activation; zymogen activation. Gene Ontology annotation, cellular component: extracellular region; blood microparticle. The record is from RefSeq and is a predicted model, not a curated record. Lineage: Eukaryota; Metazoa; Chordata; Mammalia; Rodentia; Heteromyidae. Gene Ontology annotation, molecular function: calcium ion binding; serine-type endopeptidase activity. The transcript has 11 exons. The coding region runs from base 119 to 2305 and encodes 728 amino acids.